UGAAACUGUACUCCUAUUUCCUUUAAUCUUACCUGGAACCCACCCUCAUUGAUCUAAACCCUCAUUCUGUGGGGGUACACAACCGAUUGCCUAUAAUACCGAAAUCUGACUGAUUUGAUAUUCAGGUGAACCUAGGCGUGGUCUGAUCAGAAUUAGAUUUCAAGGAAAAUUCCGUUCAAUUGAAAAAGGAUUUUCCAAUCGCUAUAAAAUUUACAAUUUGGAAAUCUACAUUGAGUCUUUCCAAUGAAAGGUUUGGAUUAUUGACGAGCGGGCCAAACAGAUGUUACACGGACUAAGGGCAACUUCGUGGUCCAGCGGACUAGUAAACCAGGCUCACGAACAAAAUGCAAAACAAAAAACUCUCCCGACACGAAGAAGAGAGUCGAGCAACGAUCCGCGUAGCCACCGGCCUUUUUAGCCCUUUUUAUUUAUUUGUUUUUUCUUUCUUUCUUUCAUUUUACUUCCAACAAAAAGGCGAAAAUCUCGUCUCGUUUAUGGAAGCGUCCGAUUCGUAUCCAUCGUUUUCUUGAGUAAAGAGCCUAAUCGAUCCGUAUCUUUCGAAUUUGUUGGCGGGAAUUUGGACGGCUCUAUCAGCUUUUGUCUUCCCGGGAGAUUUGAAUUGCUGCAUCUCUUCAUCCUCCCAUUUGAGAGAGAGAGAGAGAGAGAGAGAGAGAUCCGUAGUUAAUUGAAUGGCGUCGAGGGCAAAAGGUACGGAGAAGAUGGGAGUUUCUGAUAAUACGAGAGGGCUUAUUCUUGCGGUGCUCUCGAGCGCUUUCAUCGGUGCCAGCUUCAUCUUGAAGAAGAAGGGUCUCAAGCGCGCCGGUGCUUCUGGUACUCGCGCAGGUGGUGGGGGAUACACUUACCUACUAGAACCGCUUUGGUGGGCAGGAAUGGUGACAAUGAUUCUUGGAGAGGUUGCAAACUUUGUGGCCUAUGUUUUUGCUCCGGCUGUCCUUGUAACUCCCCUAGGUGCAUUAAGUAUAAUUGUCAGUGCUGUUUUGGCACACUUCAUGCUGAAAGAACGGCUGCAGAAAAUGGGUGUUUUGGGCUGUGUGUCCUGCAUAGUUGGCUCAGUGGUAAUUGUAAUCCAUGCACCUCAGGAGCAUACUCCAAGUUCUGUGGAAGAAAUUUGGACUCUGGCAACACAACCUGCAUUUCUAAUUUAUGCAGCAGCUACGGUAUCAUUAGUAUUAGCUCUGGUUCUGCACUUUGAACCCCGCUGUGGACAGACAAACAUAUUGGUUUACUUGGGAAUCUGUUCACUAAUGGGAUCACUGACGGUUGUUAGCAUAAAAGCCAUUGGAAUUGCAAUAAAGCUUACAUUGGAAGGAAUAAGUCAGGUGGCUUAUCCUCAGACGUGGCUUUUUGUUACAGUUGCAGUUGUCUGUGUCAUCACUCAAUUGAACUACCUGAACAAGGUUCCAUUGGAGAAGAAAGAGAGUUGGGGGCUCAAGCUUCUUCAUCCAAUGAGAUGCCAUCAAGGCGUUGGAUACCUUCAACACGGCCAUUGUUUCUCCAAUUUACUAUGUAAUGUUUACAACCUUAACGAUAGUGGCAAGUGCGAUAAUGUUCAAGGACUGGUCUGGUCAAAAUGUGAGCAGUAUAGCAUCAGAGCUGUGUGGGUUCAUUACUGUUCUUUCUGGGACUAUCAUACUGCAUUCCACAAGAGAACAGGAGGCAGCUCCUUCAUCAGCAUCAAUAUCAUGGUACAUUUGUAGUGGUGGUGGGGAUUCGUUAAAGAAUAUUGAUGAUGAUCAUUUCAUCACCUUACUCGGUUCGGACUAUUCCUAAUAGAGGCUUGACUUGAUGAGGCAUGUAAAACCAUGAUCCCCAACAAAGAGAUGGGCCAGAUAUGCUGCAGCGGGGCAUACUAGUGUGACAUACUCCCACAUGUGUCGGAUGGAUUGGAGAGUUCUUUCGAAGCAGUUCCAUGUUGCACAUUUUUCCAGCAUACCCCACUGGAGCUGGAUGCAGGCAAUGCAGAUUUCGCAAUUUGACUGUUGAUCUGUCAGAGAACGGAUACUUUUGUGGCCAUUUUUGCAAUGUGGUAUUUUUUAAUUUUUCUGUACACAUGUCCUUGUAUAUGUAAAAUAUUAUGUUUGCAUAUUUAUGAAUGCAUAAUCAGGACGACUGU
This is a messenger RNA of Magnolia sinica, 2134 nucleotides long. RefSeq names its product probable magnesium transporter NIPA6. Gene Ontology annotation, cellular component: membrane. The transcript has 10 exons. Gene Ontology annotation, biological process: magnesium ion transport. Gene Ontology annotation, molecular function: magnesium ion transmembrane transporter activity. Lineage: Eukaryota; Viridiplantae; Streptophyta; Magnoliopsida; Magnoliales; Magnoliaceae. The coding region runs from base 690 to 1718 and encodes 342 amino acids. The record is from RefSeq and is a predicted model, not a curated record.